Molecule: messenger RNA, 1365 nt
Organism: Rubroshorea leprosula
Lineage: Eukaryota; Viridiplantae; Streptophyta; Magnoliopsida; Malvales; Dipterocarpaceae
Source: the annotation of a GenBank genome assembly
GACAAGACUUGGGUUGGCUGCAUAUAUUUAUGGACAAAGGUGGCAUCUGAGUAUCUAUCUUCUGUGUUCUCUUUUGAGGAAGCGAGAGGAAAAAUGGGGAAAGGAAGAGCGCCUUGCUGUGAUAAGAGCCAGGUGAAGAGAGGUCCAUGGAGUCCUGUUGAAGAUUUGAAGCUCAUUAAUUUUAUUCAGAAACAUGGUCAUGAAAAUUGGAGGGCUCUCCCUAAACAAGCUGGGCUACAAAGAUGUGGAAAAAGUUGUCGGCUUAGAUGGAUUAAUUACCUUAGGCCUGACGUCAGGAGAGGUAACUUCACCAAGGAAGAAGAAGACACCAUUAUCAGGCUUCAUGGAAGCUUGGGAAACAAGUGGUCCAAGAUUGCAUCACAUUUGCCCGGAAGGACAGACAAUGAGAUAAAAAAUGUGUGGAACACUCAUUUGAAGAAAAGGGUUGAUGCUCCAGAGGGUGCUAUUACUCCUAAAGUAAAUGAGUCCAAGGAAUCCUCUUUAACCUCAUCAUCAUCUUCCUCCAGCACAUUGGUGUCGCCGACUAGGAAAAGGAAUCAGGCUCUGGCAGGACUUGAGGGGGAGCAGCCAUGGGAUGAAGGCUCAUCCACGCCUAAAAAACCCCGGCCGUCAGAAACAAAGGGUGUCAAAGCAGGGGAACUAUCAAAUCCAGCUGAUGAGCCUAAGGAAAUUUCAACUUCUUCAGUCUCCUCCACCAUCUCCAAUUCCAGUCAGGCUGUUGUUUCAAAACCAGUGGAUGAUGAAAUUGGAUUACUGCUUGAAUUGGGAGAACCCUUUGGUGCUCCUCCUGGGAUUUGUGAUGAAGUGAACAAGCCAAACAUCUUAGAUUCUGACAUGGACAUCCCAAUUGAGUCUUUUGAUCUUUGGAGCAUGCUGGAGUUGGACAACAUAGGACCAAGUCAGUCAAAUGAUGUUCAAGUAUAUGAUACUGAAGCUGAGAACAAGAAGUGGCUGCAUUUUUUGGAGAAUGAGCUAGGCCUAGAGUCAUCAGAGGAAGUGAACCAACAAAGUCUGACUAAUUCUGCUGUUGAGCCACUAAUCCCUGACCCUGAGAUAUAUUUGAUGAUGCCAGAGACAGAUCCAGAAAUCAUUGAUUCAGCCGGGAAUGCGAUGGCCUCAGAAUCCUGCAGUCUAGACGAAAUCUGGUCCAAUAGUUUCUCACAGAGAUAGAACUUGUACACAUUUUAAGGGACUCCUAACUUUGUUCAGUUGAUUAGGUUUUUCUAUAGUUGUAUGAUGGGUAUAUGAUAAAUAUUCAUCAAAGUCAAAUUUAUCAUAUAGUUAAAUUUAUCAUGAGGUGAAUCCUUUUAGUACUUAAAUUUAUCAUAAAGUAAACCCUUUUUA